Molecule: messenger RNA, 783 nt
Organism: Gracilinanus agilis (Agile Gracile Mouse Opossum)
Lineage: Eukaryota; Metazoa; Chordata; Mammalia; Didelphimorphia; Didelphidae
Gene: LENG1
Product: leukocyte receptor cluster member 1
Exons: 4
Coding region: 35-781 (248 amino acids)
Source: RefSeq, a predicted model, not a curated record
UCAACGAAGCUGUGAAGGAAGAAGCGGAGGGACCAUGAAUAUUCUCCCGAAGAAGAGUUGGCACGUCCGAAAUAAGGACAAUGUCGCUCGCGUACGGCGAGACGAAGCUCAGGCUCGGGAGGAGCAGCGGGAACGGGAGAGACGGGCAUUAUUGGCCCAACAAGAGGCCCGGACAGACCUUCUUCGGAAAAGAGCCCGAAGCCACGCACCCACCGGACCAGGGCCAUGUGUGACCCGGGAAGGCCCCGGCCCAGUGGACCUGUUCCGGGAGCUGGUGGAGGAAGGGAAGGGGGCCAGCAGAGGGAACAAGGAGUAUGAGGAAGAAAAAAGGCAGGAACAGGAACAACGGGAGAAGGCGCUGGGGGUCCUGACGUACCUGGGUCAGAGCGCUGCUGAGGCCCAGACCCAGCCCCCCUGGUACCAGCUCCCUCCAGCGCCCAGGGGCACACCGUGCAGCCCUGCCCCCGACGAGAAAGCCAAGAGCCACCUGGACCCCCUGCGAGACCUGGAGAGGCAGCUGGGCAAGAAGAGGAGGAAGCAAGAAGGGGGCGGCCGCCCCAAAGAGCCCGAGAAGCUGCGACCCAAGGGCCCCGGGAAGAGCUCCUUGGAGCAGCUGCGCACAGAGCGACUCCAGAGGGAGGCGGCAGAGCGGGCCCGGGCCCAGGCCCUGAUGGCCGCCUUCCGGGGAGAGCAGCCCCAAGAGGAGGAAGAGGCAGACGACCGCAAGAGACGCUACAACUCCCAGUUUCACCCGCAGCUCGCCCGGCCACCUCGGCGCUAGGA